AACUUGCCUCCGAUAAGUCUCUUCUUUUCCUCCUCCUCUCCUGCACUGUCUAACACCAGCGGAGCUCACCAUCACCUCCCGUCAGGUUUUCGCUCUGUUGGAUGCUCAAAGAUUUCUUUAGAUGGAUUAUCUUCAAGUGUUUGGACUUAGACUGUUUCAAGACUCUGUUAGGUGUUAACGGGAUCUAUCUCACACGAUGGAAUCAGCACAUCUGGGAACAUCAUAAAGACAGACAGGACAACAAAAUUUUAUGCAGUGGCAGAUUCUUCAGUGGCAGUGCUGGUGUCGUACGUAACCCAUGGACCUCAGGGUGGGAGAGCGGGGGAUGUGCCCUGGUUCAGACACAGCGCUCCUCGCACCACUGCACCCGCCUUUACUUCUCGCCCCAUUCUCCCCUCAGCCCCGCACCUCCUUCUCCCAACAACAAUUGCACCAGCACAUCAGGUUUAACAUGGAGCAGAGAAGGCGAGAGCAGGAGCACCACGAGAAACAACAUGAGUUGCAGCAGUUAAAACACAAAGACAAGAGUCAACAGAGUGCAGUGGCCAGUUCCCUGGUGAAACAGAAACUCCAGGAGGUGAUUCUUAAGAAGCAGAAACAGGCGGCACUGGAAAGAACAAACUCCAACACUCUGACUGCCCCGCCUGUAGCAUACAGAAAGCUGGGCCCAGACCCCAGUGCAUCCUCCCAGCUUUUGGUCUCGUCUCCGUCACAGCCUUCGUCUGAGGGUUCAGAGGGGACACCACUACGCAGAGCAGCAUCUGAGCCCAAUCUGAAGGUGAAACACAAGCUGAAGAAACACCUGAACACGCGCAAGAGCCCGCUCACCCGCAAAGAGAGUGCCCCGCCUACUGUUAAACACAGAGUACCUGACACAUUGGACUCGUCCCCCAGCAGCAGUAGCACUCCUGUUUCUGGCUGUAGUUCUCCUAAUGACAGUCUGCCCAAUGAGAAUGGGCUACUGCCAUCUGCAGGUGGCCUCUCACAUGAGGCCCAGAAGCUGCUGCUUAGAGAUGGCACUCUAGCCAACUUCACCAUCCAGAGUCCCUCCACUCUGCCCACCAUCACUCUGGGACUACCAGCCAACGUCAGGGCUGAGGAGCUGUCUUCUCCUAAGGUCGGCCGGGUACCAGUGGUUACAGCUGGGGGCUCGCCGGUCUUCCUCCCUCUGAACAGAGAGGAUCAGGCUGGGCAGCUGAACCCUCACCUGCCUGUCAUCAUCCUGGAGCCCUCUGGACUGGUACCCACUCCGCUACUCACAGUUCCAGGCCUAGACCCUGUCCCACUACAGUUUGCCCCCCAGAUAGAUCUCCUGGCUCCAGGAGGCGUUCAGCCCCACAAGCCCCUGAGCAGAACACGCUCGGAGCCCCUCCCCCAGAGCCCGCGGACCCUUCAUACACAUCUCCUACAACAACAGCACAACACACAAGUACUGGAGAGGCUAAAACAGCAAACUCACCUGGGCAAGCUGAUGUCUAAGUCCAGCGAGAAGCCCAGACUGCAUCAGAUCCCCUCUGAGGAAAUGGACUCAGAGGAUGGUGGCAGGAUGUCGCCCACAGAGCCAACCUAUCAGGGCAGAGUGAGGUCGAUGAGGGAGGCGGGACCCACAGCAUCCAAGAGCCACAAAGAGCAAAUGAACCUGGAACAUGCACUCAUACUCAACCAGGUUGGAAAACAUAGCAUACUUUCACAUUCAUUGCUAUGGGAACAGCAGAAGCAGCUGCAACAGCUGCAUCGACAGAUGGAGAACCUGGCAGUACCCAUGUUACGCGGCAGCGGCAGGGUUGGUAGUGGGAUAGGUGUCCAUCGCCCCCUGUCACGUACACAGUCAUCGCCAGCCUCUACCUCUCUCACUCUGCCUGAGAAACCCCUAAGUCUUGCCGCACAGGAUACCAGCAGCAAACCACGCUUUACCACUGGCCUGGUAUAUGAUUCUCAGAUGCUGAAGCACCAGUGUACAUGUGGAGACAACAGCAGUCACCCAGAACAUGCUGGGAGGAUUCAGAGCAUCUGGUCCCGACUACAGGAGAGAGGCCUGAGGGGACAGUGUGAGACUAUCCGUGGUCGUAAAGCCACUCUGGAGGAGCUGCAGUCAGUCCAUACUGAGCGCCAUGUGUUGCUCUAUGGCACCAACCCGCUCAACAGGCUCAAACUGGAUAACCGCAAACUUGCUGGAAUUCUAUCUCAAAGGAUGUUUGUGAUGUUACCAUGUGGAGGUGUAGGGGUUGAUAAUGACACCACCUGGAAUGAGUCACACACCUCUACGGCAUCACGCAUGGCAGCAGGCAGUGUUGUUGAGUUGGCCUUCAGAGUGGCUAAAGGAGAACUAAAGAAUGGCUUUGCUGUGGUCAGACCGCCAGGGCAUCACGCAGACCCCUCCAAUCCAAUGGGUUUCUGUUACUUCAAUUCUGUGGCCAUAGCUGCCAGGCAACUGCAACACAAGCUCAGUGUCAGCAAGAUCCUCAUUGUUGACUGGGAUGUUCACCAUGGUAAUGGCACCCAGGAAGUGUUCUACAGCGACCCCAGCGUUCUCUACAUCUCGCUUCACCGCUAUGAUGAUGGAAACUUCUUCCCUGGCAGUGGGUCGCCAGCUGAGGUUGGUUCUGGAGCAGGUGAGGGCUUCAAUGUGAAUGUGGCGUGGACAGGAGGACUGGACCCACCCAUGGGAGAUGCUGAGUACCUCGCUGCAUUCAGGUCUGUGGUGAUGCCCAUUGCGCAGGAGUUCUCCCCAGAUGUUGUUCUUGUGUCGGCUGGGUUUGAUGCCGCAGAGGGCAACCCUGCUCCUCUGGGAGGAUACAAGGUCUCUUCCAAAUGCUUCAGCUUCCUGACCCGCCAACUAAUGUCUCUGGCAGGGGGUCGUCUGGUUUUGGCCCUUGAGGGAGGUCACGACCUUACAGCUAUCUGUGACGCAUCUGAAGCCUGUGUCAGUGCACUCCUGGGCAUACAGGACCCACUGCAAGAACAAGUUCUACUCCAAAAUCCCAGCGCUACCGCAGUGUCCUCCCUGCAGACUGUCAUACAGAUACAAAGUCAGUACUGGCAGAGUGUAAAGGCUUACUGUGGAUCAGUGGGUCUGUCCUACCUGGCUGCUCAGAGAAGAGACUGUGAGGAAACAGAUGCUGUCAAUGCUUUGGCCUCACUCUCUGUGGGAGUCCUUUCCAACAAAAGCCUUUCCUCCAGCCUCCCUGACGAGCCAAUGGAGCAUGACAGUGACUCCAUGUAGAAGAAUCUGACCAAUCACCUCACAGAACUCAUUUUCAGGAACCUGUAGCCUGGGAUCACCUGCGCUGUCACAUGACCAUGAAGGGGACAGGUUUGGGACAGAUCCAUCUGCCUUAUUCACUAACAUGCACAUCCACUAACACACAGUGCUGAACCUCUACAGACCUGCAGUGUGAUCACCUCAUUGCUGGUAACCACUCAGCUGAAACCAGCAGCACAACCUGCAGGUGCGAAACAAUCUGAAACUUCACCAAAGAGCAAAACAAGAUGAUUUUUAAUAGAUUUUUCAUGUCUCUUGACUGACAUCGGAUUGUGUGUGUUCAGAAGUCCAGUGCCACAGCUCUGUGACCAUAGCCUUUUUAGGAAUAGCCAGAAUUCAGAUACUGAUUCAUCUUGAAGCACUAUGUACCAGCAGCUGUUUUGUUUCCUUAACUUUGUCUAAACGAAACGACGCAACAUCAGGUUUCAAAGGAGGAGGAAAACAAGCAAACACAGAAUAAAUGGGAUGCAGAAUGGCUGACGCAGAAUUAAAGGUGUGUUAUGCAAUUCUAAUCCAAUACACGUCUUUUUGUCAAAUUCAGUGAAACUCCUCACGGCCUGCUGAAAGAAAAUCUGUUGUUUGUACUUCCCUGACUUUAUAAAUGAGAAAUAAACAAAGUGACUCGGCCCGUCCAGCCAUGAUUUGUGUGUCAGGUAACAUUAGAUUACUUUUGAGAUUGCCGAGAAUCAUGUUGUUGUGAUGUUAGCUAUGGUAGCAGGAGAUUUGUGAGUAUUGUGCUGUCUGAAGCUGGUCUGCUGGCUCUGGGAAACAGUCUUGUCCUCUGCAGCAGCAGAGCUUUGCAGCAUCAACUGUAGCAACAGUUUACUAACCCACAACUUACUUAUUACUUGCUGUGUCAUUCUCUCUAUAUCAUGGUAUUUGACAUGGAAUGGAUUACUCCAGAAUUGCAUACCCCAUCUUUAAACUUCAGGUGAAAUCGUAUAUGCAAAAAUAUCAAUACGAUGAAGUGGUCACAUCAUAAAUAAAGAAUAAAGAUGUCAUUACAUGCUGUUUAACCACUAAAAGAAGACCACAAAGAACUUGAGGGAAAGAGAGAAAACGAAGACACAAAAUGGACAACUUUGGUUUUGUACAAACAAAGAAAGGGCAAUUGUCCUUGUUAUUUUAUUGCACUGUUCAUUCCAUAAUGUGAACCAUUAGAAAUUCCAAAGCUCUGGGAAAAAAUACUCUGUAGGUUAUUUAAUAGUUGUUGUUGUUUUUUUUGGAUGAAUUGGAUGAAAUUGUGUUUGCUAUGUUUUUCCCACUCUUAAUCUGAGAUGUCUUAUAAAGUCUCUGACUUACUCUGUGGAGUUGAAUUUCUUAUGCAGUUAAUCUGAAAAGUGGGCAAGAUUUUCAGAGCAGGAUUAUUUUUCACUGCUGUUCAGUGUCUUAAAUGCACACACGUACACAUAUCUACACACACACACAUACAAAGCAAUGAUGAACUAUUGGUGUACCACUAGUAUUGAAUACUGUAUAUGAGGUAACUGAGGACCAUUGUAUUGUUCAAAAUAGUAGCAAUAAUGUUAAUGCACUUAAUGGACAUCACCCAAAGAGACCUGCCUUAAAACAGCCUGCACUUGGCAAUGGGACAGCAACACAGUGACUCUACCUUUAAGACAUAAUUUGAACCUAUGGAUUUAGGUAAACAUCAUAUAUGCAGAUGUUUGUAUACUGUUUGUUUUGAUGAUGUCUACAGUGACCUGGCCUGGUUUGAAUGUUUUGUCAUUGUUUAAAAAUCAGGUUUCAGGUUUUAUCACAGUCUAAUUAAGGAAACUAAUGCAUUGUGUUUUGUUUGGAAGUGAACUUGUGUUUUUCCAUAUUAUAGCAGCUCUUCUUGUCAUGUUACAAUCAACCUACACAAUGCCACGUUAAACAUGUCAGUUCAUAAUCUAAGCUGAUGUUUGUAGUAGAGGUCAUGUUGAUUAUUCAUUUGAAGAAUUUAUCUGACUGCCCUGCUAAACGGGCAUCAUCACUUCAAAAGUAAAACUAACAAGUCAUAUUUCUUAGUUUGGAUGUUAUUGUGCAGCAAAAUUAAAUUUGCCUAAGUUAAUUUUAUUGCACACUAGGUCUGACCUUUUCAUGAACAAUACCAAUACUAUAGAUAAGAUGCCUGAAUAAAGUGCAGUUUUUUUCCAGAUUGUUGGGUGUUAAAGCUUCUAAAUAGCAUCAAGACACUAAAACUGUGCAAUGAAACUAAUGAAAUUUCAUAUUUGACUACUUAGUUACAUGGCUUUGUCUGAAAAUGUUUGCUUUAGAGCUUUCCUUUGAGUUUUCACAUCCAUUGGUCUUAAAGCAGCACAAUAUGAUUUUCAAGUCUUGUUGGCAAAUAUUUGGUAAAAAGCACCUUGAUUUUGUGUUUGUGUGUAAAUGCAGCGUUUGUAAAAAUCGAGAUUGAAAUUAGCACAAUUAGCAAGUUUUUAGCAAGUAUUGUCAGUUUAGCAUCCAGGUAGGAAACUAAAGUUUGCUGUAGUCAGACCAUGGGCAUCGUCUGCCCAACAGAAGGCAUCAGAGCUUUAAUAGUAAACAAAAGGACAGUAGAAACCAAAAUAUUUUGCAGAAAUCCCACUGCUAUUGCACUACUGCUCCAGGAAUUAUGAAUGUUAAAUGGAGAAGUAGUGUUUUAUAAUUGCUACAACUUAAAAGCAUCAUUCUUAGGUGUUGUUCAUAGUAUUCUUAACAGUGAGUGAGGCAUUUUGACAAAACACGGUGUCUCUCUCAAACAGUGUACACAGCAGGUGCAUGUGGUGUGUAUAAAGAAAAUGUCUGAUUUGUCAAUGAGUGUAAGUGUGAAAGAGAGAGUGGCAGUGAUUACAUGUGCACUAGUACCAGUACUUUAGUCAUGUGUUUUGUUAAUGCAUUUGCAAGUGUCUGUGUGUGUGUGUGUAUGUGUGUCCGUCAAAUACUGUAAAUGACCUCUCCUGUAUUAUAUUCCAAGUGGCUGUUGUCUGAUGUAGAGGCCAGUAUUGCCUCAACUCUUAAUUCCCUUUAUUACAGAUGUCAUUUGUACCUUCUUAAAGAAAAACACUGUAAAUAGAAACUGCAAGACCAAAAUACACAUUUUACACAUGUGCCUUGAUGCAUUAAGUAGUAUGUGUAUUGGAAACUCUUAACUAACUGGACAUACAGUAACUCUAAACUAACUAACUAAUGAUGACAUUGAAAUCUUUGUUUCGGUAUAUUCUUUAUUAUUUACCUAUAUGUGUUAUGUUUCUUUUACAUUUCCUACCAUGUAUAUGUAUAGAAAGAUUGUCUAUUUUUGUCUCAUCCUCUUGAUUAAAGGAAAAAUUUCCAGUUAGUA
Molecule: messenger RNA, 6563 nt
Organism: Micropterus salmoides (largemouth bass)
Lineage: Eukaryota; Metazoa; Chordata; Actinopteri; Centrarchiformes; Centrarchidae
Gene: hdac7a
Product: histone deacetylase 7a
Exons: 26
Coding region: 299-3223 (974 amino acids)
Biological process (GO): negative regulation of transcription by RNA polymerase II; chromatin organization
Cellular component (GO): histone deacetylase complex
Molecular function (GO): histone deacetylase activity
Source: RefSeq, a predicted model, not a curated record